AUGGAAGAACUACCCGACGAGCAGUUUCGAAACAACUUAUUGGAAGCUAUUUAUAAUGGAAAUUUGGAUGAAUUGAAGGUAAUUUUUAUUCCAGGAAAAUUUUUAUGUGAAAUUUUGAAGAAGGUAACGGACGGGAAAUCAGAAGAAUAUCUUCAUCGAUUUCUCAACGAGCCGGCGGAAAAAAUCCCCUUGAUCGUAGCCUGCAAAAAGAGCCUAUUUGAUAUUGCGCGCCAUUUGGUAGGUUUGAAUUUGCCGAAAUUUUGAUAUUUUAUUCAGAUAAAUCUUGGCGCUGACCCAUUGGUGUUCAUUGAAAGCGAUCCGAAAUCAGAAAAAGGUUUUUUUAAAGAUAUUUCAGAACUUUUUUUUUUUAAUUUGUAAUUUCAGACCCAGAAACCGCCUUGCGAUUGACUAUCGAAAAAGCUUGCGCCAGAGAUAUUUAUGACUAUUUAUUGCAUGGACCUUCUUUCAAGGUUGUCAUUUUUUUUUUUUGAACUGAAGGUAUUGUUUUCAGUUCCUCAAAGUGCUUGUAGAAGAAGCGAAAAUUAAUUUAAAAGAGGCGCCUGGAAUGAAAAACGAACCGCCCUUGUUCAUUGCGUGCAGGCAGGCCGAGUUCAAAAUAUGUUCGUGUCGAAUUUUUUUUUCUAGUUUCAGAGUGAUUUUACGAACAAAAAAUAAUGAAAAUAGUUCAAAAUAUAGCAAAAAAUUGAAUGAAACACGAUUGAAUAGGUUGUUUCAAAAAAUUUUUUUCUCAUAUAUUCCUUAUAUUUUUUUUUUCAAAAAUAAUUGAUAUUACUAUAAUUCAGAGGGAACAAACAGAAACUUAAGUUAGCCGAAAUUUUCAGAGCUUUUCACAGGAUUUUACCAAACAAAAAAAUAUAUACAUGGAAACUCAUAAGAAAAAUUUCGGAAAGCAACUUUUGAUGUUUUAAUUUCGAUACUUUUUUUCGUUAUCUGUCCUCUUGCUUGUUUUUUUAAAUCAAAUUUUUCUUCACCAAAUUAUAAUUUUUGUUAAAUCACUGGUUUUUAAAAACCCAUUUUAAAAAAAGUGUCGUAAGUUAUAGUGUUUAGGUUGUAAACACACCGAGACGCAAUAUCGCGUACUCCAAUUUUUUUUUUCAUUUUUCAUGUUUGCAAUUUUAAUGCCGUCUUCAAAGUGAUCCCGCGGAAUCCAAAAUAACUGUCAGAGAAAGAAAAAUACAACUAAAUUUUGGAGAGUCAGAGAUAAUUUUGCAUUUCGCGGAAAUAGUUUUGAACACGGCACAAGAUCCGGAAAUUUUCAGAAGAGUUAGUUUUUAAUAUUUUUUCUUAAUGCAAAGAACGCCGUGUGGCAAUACAAUAACUGAACCUUUAAAGCCAUUAAAAAAAGAAGAAAUCCGAAAUUUCCAGUCAAAUACCUCUGCGAACAGGGCGCCGACGUUUGUGAACGAAAUUCGGAGGGACUGACACUUUUGAUGAAACCCGAGUUUUUCGUCGAAGAAUCUCCUCAUUCUUAUCAUUCAGUACUAUGAAAUCAGUAGUUCUCCUGGAAUCAAAAUGUUUCAGAGAAACAUUUUCAACUUGAUCAUCAAGCAAGGCCUUUCAGUCAACGCCGUUUCUCCUACUGGUUAGCCUACCUUUUUGAAAAACUCGGAAUGAUUAUAAUCUUGUGACAAGUUAUACUAGCUUAGUAAUUUCAGAGUGGUCCCUAUAGGGGUUAGGGGCAAAAAAACCUCUAGGGGGCCGAAAAAGUGGUCCCUAUAGGGGCUUAGGGCCCUUCAAUCCUAUAGGAGCCGAAAAAGUGGUCACUAUAGGGGUUUAGGGUCCCUCAAUCCUAUUGGAGCCGAAAAAGUAGUCCCUCUAGAGGUUUACUGUCCUUUAAUCCUUUAGGAGCCGAAAAAAGUGGUCCCUAUAUGGAUUUAGGGUCCCUUAAUCGUAUAGGACCCGAAAAAGGGGUCCCUCUAGGGGUUUAGGGUCCUUUAAUUCUAUAGGAGCCGAAAAAGGGCUCACUAUAGGGGUUUAGGGUCUCUUAAUCCUAUAGGAGCCGAAAAAGUGGUCACUAUAGGGGUUUAGGGUCCCUCAAUCAUAUUGGAGCCGAAAAAGUGGUCCCUAUAGGGUUUAGGGUCCCUUAAUCGUAUAGGAGCCGAAAAAGUGGUCCCUAUAGGGGUUUAGGGUUCUUUAAUCGUAUAAGAGCCGAAAAAGUGGUCCCUAUAGGGGUCUAGGGUCCUUGUCUCGCCUAUAGGUGAUAUUUUCAAGUUUCUCUGACUUCUUAGAUUAGAGGGAAGAGGGCGCAGACAGGUCAGGCAGUUCAAAACGUGUCAAAUUAUUCUUUAAAAUCGAAAAUUUGAAUAAAAUUUUUCUGAUGCUUGAAAAAAGGCUGUUGUGCGUCAGAGCGUCUUUUUGGGGCGUGUUUUAGAGAGCAUCUUUUUUUCUUCAGUUUUCAGCAAUAAUUUUUCAGUUUUAAGGUAAAAAAAUCAUUAUUUUUAAGGUUUUUUUAAGACUCUCCGUGUCUUCUAGAGUAAUAUUUGCGUUUAGGAUUCGCGCCUUUUGAAUGCCAGAGUGGUCCCUAUAGGGACAAUUAUAGGGGCUAUUCAAGGAUUCCCUUCAAGGGCCGCUUUACCUCCCCCUACAGGGCCCCCUUGAGCUUCAGAAGCUCAGGAGUUCCAGUUUAAACCCCUAUAGGGACAUUCGAAAUUUCAACUCUUGAGGAAGGAGGUCCCCUAACCCCUAUAGGGAUCACUCUGGCGUCCUUAAGGUCUCUCAAAAAUUACUUUAGGAAAGACAGCGCUCCAUUACGCCGUGGAGUCUAAAAAUCUCUAUUUCAUGAGGUGUCUCCUUUUCGACGGCGCAAACGUCACCUGCGACAGUAACAAUGAGAAUCCGCUUUUCACGGUUGCUGUGAAAGAGGAUGAAGCGAGUUUUUGAUUGCUCAGUUGAAAGACGAUGAACGCAGGUGUACUGUAGUAGCUUGUUGCGGUCGCGACGCGGCUUUUGGCGGGAAAUUAUGAAUUCAAACUUUUUGCUGCUUUCUUGUUCUUUCAGUUGAAUUAACAAUGUUAGAAAGUCUUAGAAACGACAGAGUGCUCCCUAUAGGGGUUAGGAGAAUGCUUGCCACUAUAGGGACCACUCUGGAGUUCCUAAGUUACAAUUUUCCCUCUUCUAUCUAUGGGAGGGUUACUGUAGUAGCUUGUUGCGGUCGCGACGCGGCUUUUGGCGGGAAAUUCAAACGCGAACAACAGUUUUGGGCGGUUCCUUGUUCCUCUAGUUGAAUGAACAAUGUUAAAAAGCCUUAGAAACGACAGAGUGGUCCCUAUAGGGGUUAGGAGAAAGCUUGCCACUACAGGGACCACUCUGGAGAUCCUACAAUUUCCCCGUUAAGGGUUGAAAAGGGUUGCAUAGAAAUUUUCUUUUUUUGCUGCCUUUUUGCGCCAUUUUUUCAACCCUUAUGCAGCAUUUUUGGCCUCUCCUUAUUUUUAUCAUUCCUUGAGCCUUUAAAAUCCCAGAAAAAAUGGAAAGCUCGAUAAAGGGACCCUUUUUGCGGCCUUUUUGCUGCCUUUUUCCUGCCUUUUUGCAGCCUUUUUGCUGCCUUUUUGCGGCCCUUUUGCGGCCCUUUUGCGGCAUUUUUGCUGCCUUUUUGCGGCCCUUUUGCGGCCCCUCUUCCACAUUUUCUUUCCCGCCAAAGUUUACUACGGUAGAUCUGCGCAUAGAAGAAAAAAACUGAAAAAAUUUAUCUGAAGGAUCUUUUCCGCUGUUUGUACGAGCACGUCGAGGACCCGAAAACAAAGAGAGACGCCAUGUUACUCAUGGCUACCGAGGAAUUUUUGGAGGGCGACAAUUUUUCGGCCGUGGAUGAUUUCAAAGAAGCUUUUGCGGUACCUCCAGUUCGAAAUGAAGUUCGAAUUUUGCCAAAAAAGGGACUUUGAUCAAUUUUUUGUAGGAAGAAGUGGCUUUGAACCCGGCUUACGACUCCCUUCGUGAAAUUCAGUCUUUCAACGACUUUAAAGAUGGAAAUGAGAGGUUCAAGUUCAUGCAGGUGAGUACUAUAAGAAAAAAAUAAGAAAAAAAUUGUAGAAAAUACGGAUUUUGGCCAUAUUUAAGUGAAAAAUAUCGAAUCUUGAUCGUCGUCUUUUUAAACACGCCAGAGUGGUCCCUAUAAGAAUGAGAAAACAACCCAAUAGGGGACAAAAAAAUGGUCCCUGUAGGGGCAAAGGUCCCUAAAGCUUAAGUGGCCUCUAUAGGGUAAAGAUUCUCAUCCCUAACGCACUUAAAGCUUGAGGGGUCCCUAUAGAAGUAUAGGUUCAGAUCCCCCAAAGCCUCAGAAGCUCAAGCGGUUCCUAUAGAGGUUUAUGUUUUGUUCCACUAACCAGGCCCUUGAAACUCAAGUGGCCCCUAUAGGGGUUUAGGUUCAGAUCCCCAUGCCAAACUUCUGAGUGGUCAAUCUGAGGAUGAUAUCAACGUUCUAAAAACCUCUGAUGGAGAGGCACUUACCUGCAACUUCGCUAAAGCUAACCUCUUAUCUACAAAAUUUCAUUCAUUUUUCACAAUCGAUGACGGAAAAACUCCGCCAUGUGUUUCUAAAACAUCUAACCGUUUAUCUGUCAUAGAUCUCCCAGCGCACAGAAUAGAAGCUUUUCUUCGUAGAAUGCCCUCUAAAUGUAACACUACUCCGGAUGAAAUCCCCUCCAUUUUGCUCAAAAACUGUUCCACAUCUCUCGCCUAUCCUCUUUCUAUUAUUUUUAACGCCUCUCUCCGAUCUGGUCAAAUUCCAUCUGUUUGGAAAAAAGCCAUUAUCAAACCCUUACACAAAAAAGGAAGUAGAUCUGACCCUUCAAAUUACCGUCCAAUUAGUUUAACCAGUUCAGUUUGCAAAUGUCUUGAAAAAAUAGUUGUGCAUGAUUUCAGCGUUUUUCUCAACUCUAACUCUUUGUUAAACUCUAACCAAUUUGGAUUCCGCCCUAAAUAUAACACGUCUAUUCAACUAAUUAAAUAUUGUGCAAAUCUUUUUGAAAAUGCAAACAGUAACCUUUGCACGGACGCUAUCUAUAUUGACUUCUGCAAGGCUUUUGAUACUGUCUCUCAUGCUAAACUUGUUUACAAGCUUCAAUUUUACGGCAUUUGUGGUCCUCUUCUUGGCUGGAUCGAAUCCUACUUGACUAAUCGUGUGCAGUGUGUUUCUCUUUCUGGAGUACUUUCCGACCCCGCUCCUGUACUCUCCGGCGUACCCCAGGGGUCGGUCAUCGGACCACUUCUGUUUCUACUUUUUAUUAACGACAUUACGGAUAACUUUCGCUCUGCGCCCCUUCUCUAUGCUGACGAUUUAAAAAUUUUUUCUUCGCUCACAAAAACCUCUAGUUCUACUGUCAUCGAAGAAGACCUCAAAUUACUUCAAAACUGGUGUUCAACAUGGCAAAUGGCUAUAGCUCCAACUAAAUGCUAUUCUAUUCAUUUCGGAAAACGUAACCCAAAUAUUUCUUAUAAAAUUUCAAACAUGGCUUUACAGCCUAAACUUUCAGUUCGAGAUCUUGGUGUAGUUUUCUCAAAUAACCUUAAGUUCAAUGAUCAUAUAUCUGAAAUCUGCAGACGGUGUAAAUGUCGCAUAAAUGUUAUGUUUAACGUGUUUCGAUCCACUGAGCUUUCAUUGUAUUUAAAAAUGCUUUGAAGUGUAUAUUCGUCCUAUUAUUGAUUAUUGUUCUGUAGUCUAUGCUCCAAUUGACUCUCACAAUAUUUGUUUGAUUGAAGGUGUUCAGAAAAAGUUUCCUUUUCCGAGCUUACCAUCGUUGUGGCUUUCCCUACCACUCUUAUUUCACUUGUUUAUCUGAAAAAUAGUCUCAAAACUCUUGAGACAAGACGCCUCAUCUUUGACAUGUCUCUUGUUUAUAAAAUUGUACUUAGAGAAGUCCCCAUUGAAUUUCGAUAGUCUCUUCUUUUUUUCCCCCGUGUCCGUGCGCUGCGUCGCCAUCGCUAUUAUUUACGUUCAAAUAUAAGACAUAAUAGUAACAUCGUUGCCUCGUUUUUUAGUAUCAGAAUAAUUAAUGUUUGGAACUCCCUUCCCGAUGUUGUAUUUGAUCUAUGUAAUGAUUCUAUGCGAUUCAAAAAUCUAUUUAGAAAAACAACCCCGAUCUUCUGGCUGACUUUCUCAAAAAUAUCUUCUAACUUUUUAAACGGUUUGUUGCUGUUUUUCAAUGUUUAAAUUUCCCUUUUUUUAAAAAAAUUGGUUCUGUUAGAGGUCUUUUUCGGCCCUUGAACUGUAUUAUUAUUCGUAUUGAAUAAAUGAUGAUGAUGAUGAUAAGGCCCCUGAAGCUUAAAACUGUUAAAAAAAAACUGUUUAUUGCAUCUUCAAUGUAAGAAUACAUGUGCAAUCGACUUUCAUUGAUUAUAACUGUGUUUAAACGGCGGCAGGAGCUGUGGCUCAGGCAGAGAAGUUGUGAAUUUCGCUCGUAGAACAUCAGGUACAAGAGAGGUCGUAGGAAGAAGUACGCUGCCGGCUUUCCAAAGGCCGAUGGCAGAGGUUGAGCCUUUUCGCUGCAUGCAGCUCCCAAUUUUAUCUACCCCGGAGGGAUGAAAGGCUUGGUCGACCUCGGGGGGACUCGAACCUACGACCUUGCGGACGUUAGAAAUGAGUUAUUCCAGCUGAGCUAUGCCUGAAGCUUAAGUGGUGCCUAUAGGGGUUUAGGUUCAGAUCCCUUAAAGCUUCUAAAGCUUAAGUGGUCCUUAUAGGGACUUAGGUUAUGAUCCCCUGCAGCUUCUGAAGCUUGAGUGGUCCCUAUAGGGGUUUAGGCUCUGAUCCCUUGAAGUCACUGAAGCUCAAGUGGUCCCUAUAGGGGUUAAGUUAAAGCUUCUAAAGCUUAAGUGGUCCCUAUAGGGGUUUUCUAAUUUUUUGUUCGGAUUUGAGAAUCAAAAAGAAUUUGGUAACACCUGUUCAAAUAAAUCCAUGUUCCCGAGCUAUUGUGCCCCUAAAGGGGAGGUGAAGUGGUCCCUUGAGGGGAACCUCAAAAAAGCUCCUAUAGAGACCAUUCAUUCGCUCCGAAAUCAGUUUUAUUUCUCUGUGCUCUCUCUUUUUUACGUCCUGUCUGCACACCUUUAAAACCUCUGAGGUUAGAGAGUAGAGAGCGCAGGCAGGUCAGACUGUUUCAACUGAAGUUUAGAGGGUCUCUAUCUCUCUUUAAAAAGGAUAUUUUGAGGAAAAUUGUUUCGAAAUGAAAUUUUUUCAAACGUGGUGAUGGGAAAGUUAAACAAUUUUCUCGAGUUUCGAAGAAAAUUUUUUUGAAAAUUCUGUUUUUUCUUUUUUUCAUCUUCUUUUUGGUUCAUCAAAGGCAACGUAAAAAUUAUGGAAUUAAAAAAAAAUGAAAAAUUACCGUUUCAAACUCUGAUUCAGUGCUUCAUCAUCCGUGAGAGGAUCCUCGGUCAGGGUCAUCACAGGGUUCGGGACGCUUUGUAUAACUACCUGGGAAAACACCUGGCCUCAGAAAAUUACCAAUUCCGGUAGAUUUGAAAACAAGAAACAUCGAAUAUCUUAUUUUGAAGGGACAAGGCGAUCUACUGCUACACGCUUUCUCUCUUUGAAAGGUUACUUUUUUGAUGAGGUCUUGGGAAAGAAACAUGUAGAAAGAUUAUUUCAGAUGACUACUUGAAACCUCUCGAAAACCCCAAAGAUGGAAAAAAAAAAUUUUUUUUUCUUAAUCUUUCCAUUGGAAAAGCUUUAAAAUACCGUCCUCUGUGUUUUAAAAAAGUCGAUUCGUAAACUAGGAGACCUACCGUAACCCAGUAAGGGGGCGGAGCUUCACAGUAACUAGCCUAAAAGUUCCCUUUUCUUGUACUAACGGUCAGGACGAAAAAUUAGACUCUAUUGAAGAAAAUUUAAGGGACCCCUAUAGUGAAUUUUAUAAAUUUAAUCAAACUUGAUCGAGAAAUCAUCUGUUGAUAUUUUUCUUUCAAAAAACACUAUCUUAUUUUUUUUUUUCCGUGAGAAUUCUUCUACUAACUAAAAUCACUAUAGGGGCCACUUUUGCAAGCCCUAGAGAAAAACCUUCAAGGACCCUCAGCUUGCCCCUAAAGGGACCACUCUGGAGCUCCUAAGUCCAUUUAAAAAAAAUGAAGUGAAAGACAUGUUUGAAAAAAAACGCGCUGUUCUUAGGAAUUUUAGAGUGGUCCCUAUAGGGGUUAAGGGCCAAAAAGUGGUCCCUAGGGGGUUCAGCGUCUGGUCCCUUGCUCUCUAAAGCUUGAGUGGUCCCUAUAGGGGUCGUGCAAUUUUAUUCAAAAAAGCUUAUUUUUUUCGCAUGGAAAUGCUUUUUCUCAUAGAGCUCUUAAGAAUUAUUGAUUAUCAUGCCCCCUAUAGGGACCACUUUUGCAAAAUUUAGUAGCCCCUAUAGGGGUUGGUGAAGUGUUCUUGAAGAUUCUUCAAUUCCCUGCAUACGUCGGCUAGAUCCCACCCCGGAGAGCGGCCUACCACCCCCAAACUGCGGCCUACCCCCCGAAAAAGUGCGGCCUACCUCUCAAAAAUUAAAUUUUUUUAAAAAUUUCUUUGCGCGCAAAAAGGCUGAGAUGGGAUCCAGCCGGUGUAUGAUUCCCUGGACACCUUGUUCCUUUCAGAUACCCUGAACCGCUCUCGGAACCUUUCAAAAACAUGAUCGAUCUUCUUUAUGAUGUUCUCGCGCAGGAGGACGACUAUCUCAACUCAUUUUUUCCUCAUGAGGCUGAUAUCGAGAAAGAUCAUAGUGGAAUGGUCGAGCUUGCGACACACGUCUUCCACCAGAUCCACAAUGUUCUGGAGAAAGUUAGUUUCUCUGAAGGAAUAAUCGAGAUUAGGUGCAUUAAAACCGUUAAAACUUUAAUAAAAUCCGAAAUUUUUUCUUGAAAACGGAAAAUAUGCUCUUUAGCAUUCCGGUCAGUGUUCAGUAGCAUCCCAGAAGAAAAAUUAGUCUCCUUUGAUGUUUUUUUCUACUGUAUUCCCUCACUUCAGUGUUACAAAGAGAAGGGAGAGCGGAGCGGAAUGGGGGCCUUGAGAAUCACGAACACAGCCGUCGAACUCAUCUCCAUGGUUUUUUUUUCUUCAAGAUACGACUCAGGCGAUUCCUGGGAAGGUGCCUGGAAGAUAGCCCUCAGCAGCCUGCCAGCAACCUGCUGGAAGGCUUCCCGCGAAUUUUUCAAUUUUUUACCUUCCAAGGACCUUCUAUAGCUGAUUCACGGCUGGCUUGAGCCAUCGAAAAAAUGGUCCUGACACGAUAAUGCAUGAGAUAGCGCCUGGCUCGUGGAGAGCGCAGACAGGACACGCCCCCUGAGCGUCCCAAGCUGGCCGUGAAUCAGUUAUAGCUCCCACUCACCUUCUUCCGAUUACCUUCCCAGAAAUAGCCCGAGAAGAAAGUAUUCUUUUCCAAUCACAACGUUCUCGUAUGGAGCUCUGUAACUUUCUGAUGAUAGUUUUUUUAAACAGUGGUAUAGCUCAUUCCGCGCCAACUUGUCACGAUUUCCGAGCUACAAGACUCUUCCCUUCGAGACGCGUGGCCUGUCUGUGGGCAUGCGCCUUUAAUAAGGCGGAAAUUUUAGGCUGAAUUGAAGGCGCAUGCAGAGAGACAGGCCGCGCGUAUCGACGCGAAGAUUUUUUUUUCCUGUUGUAUGCGCCUUUAAUAAGACAAAACUUUUUGCCUUAUUAAAGACGCAUACAGAGAGACAGGCCGCGCGGGAAGCUUUUAGCCUGUCUUUUUGUAUGCGCCUUUAAUAUGACGGUAGUAUUAGGCUAAAUUAUAGGCGUAUGCACAGGGACGGACCGCGCGUGAAGCUUUUCGCCUAUUAUUUUGUAUGCGCCUUUAAUAGGACAGCCACUUUGGGCCUAAUUAAAGGCGCAUGCAAAUAACGGACCGCGCGUACCGUCGCCAAAAUUUUUUUUCUUCUUCUUUUGUAUGUGCCUUUAAUAUGACAAAACUUUUGGCCUUAUUAGAGGCGCAUGCAGAGAGACAGGCCGCGCGGGAAGCUUUUGGCCUGUCUUUCUGUAUGCGCCUUUAAUAUGACAAGGACUUUGGGCCUAAUUAAAGGCGCAUGCACAGAGACGGGCCACGCGCAUUGAGAGAAAGCUUUUGGCCUGUCUUUCUCUAUGCGCCUUUAAUAUGACAAAACUUUUGGCCUUAUUAAAGGCGCAUGCACAUAGACGAGCCGCGCGCGGGAAGCUUUUCGCCGGUCUUUUUGCAUGCGCCUUUAAUAAGACGGAAAUGUUCGGCUAAAUUAAAGGCGCAUGCACAGAGACAGGCUCCGCGGGAAGCUUUUGGCCUGUCUUUCUCUAUGCGCCUUUAAUAUGACAAAACUUUUGGCCUUAUUAGAGGCGCAUGCAGAGAGACAGGCCGCGCGGGAAGCUUUUGGCCUGUCUUUCUGUAUGCGCCUUUAAUAUGACAAGGACUUUGGGCCUAAUUAAAGGCGCAUGCACAGAGACGGGCCACGCGCAUUGAGAGAAAGCUUUUGGCCUGUCUUUCUCUAUGCGCCUUUAAUAUGACAAAACUUUUGGCCUUAUUAAAGGCGCAUGCACAUAGACGAGCCGCGCGCGGGAAGCUUUUCGCCGGUCUUUUUGCAUGCGCCUUUAAUAAGACGGAAAUGUUCGGCUAAAUUAAAGGCGCAUGCACAGAGACAGGCUCCGCGGGAAGCUUUUGGCCUGUCUUUCUCUAUGCGCCUUUAAUAUGACAAAACUUUUGGCCUUAUUAAAGGCGCAUGCAAAGAGACGGGCUGCGCGUAUCGCAGGGAAGCUUCCCGGAAGGGUUCUGUAGCUCGAAGGAAAAGAAAAAUCGUGAAAAGACUCAGAAUGGGCUUUAAAGUAUUCCAGAAGAAGCCCGGUUUUCGAAUUUCAAGAAGAUUGGGCUCCAUAUGAGAAUUUUUUUUUCUGACCGUAAGUCGAAUUUUUAGAUUUACGGCUUUCACGAUAUGGAGGACGAGCGUGAACGGAAACGUUUGGGUAUCGAUGUAAAAUUGACUUUUUACGGAGUAUUUGAUUUAAAUAUUUUCAGUUGCCGCGUUUUAUUGAUGUCGCCGAUUUAUUGCACAUCCCUCUUUUGCAUUCGAAAGCAUUCAUCGGGUAUUUUUCAGUUUUUGUAAAUUUAUGUCCUUUUUUCUUAAUUUUGUAAGAUUUUGUAGCUCCGUAAAUGUCACUUCAUUAUUUGAAAAAAGGAAACAUGGGGGUUUUUCUGAAGCUUGAUAUUAUUCUCUAAAAUUCGACCGCACGUAGAAUGGCUAGACGCGUAGCGGCUGCGAAGCGGUCGGUUUGAAAUUCAGCCGACUUGAAACUACUUGAGCGCGGGUGCUUGAAAGAAGCUGCUAUAGGGAAAGUAUGCUCUACUGAGAAACUUUGAAGUGGUCCCUUUAGUGGAAAUUAAAGCGUUAUGGUUUUAAUAGACCGCUCGGAAAGCACUAUAGGGGUCACUAGGAAUUUCAUUUUCAGAGGAUUCGAAAAAUCAAUCUCUAUAAAGGUCCUCAAAACAACAAAAUCCUAAAGGGACCCCUCGAAAAUUCCUCCGUUUGUCCAAAAAAAUUUUUUCAAAGACUUGAACUUCAUUUUUUUAGAUCAAGAAAAACAACGAAAUAUUCAGUUUUUUUAUAAAAAAAUAUUAUUUUUUUUUGAGGUAAUGAAGAAGUAUGCAACCACUUUAUUGAAAAAAAUCACAAUCUGAGAAUAUUAUGAGACGUGGCUGAAACGUAUCUCGAAGCACUAUGAAAUCAACUGGAGAGUAUUUUUUUCCAAUCUUAUUUAGUCGAGUUUUUUAGAGUUUGGUUGCUCUAAAGGGCAUCUAAGCCAAGAUAAUCCUUGUAAUAUUCUCAAAGAGGUCACUUUAGGGAUAAGCGAUUAACUUUCUACUUUUUCAGCUUUCAGAUGGUUUUUUUAUUGGAGUCGGGGGGGGUUGAAAAGCUCAUUUUAAGUUAAUUAUCAAAAAUCUCAAAAUUUAACUCCUCAUUCUUAGAUUUUCCUUAUUUUUAUUCAAAAAAAGAGGCAACUUUAGGGAUAAGCUACUACAUUUUUUUGUGAGCCUUGACUCGACUGAAAUAAAAAAAUUCUAAAGAAAAAUAUAUGUUUAUUUGGGUCAGGAUGCUUUAAUCUACACCUAAGCCAGGAUAUAUCUUUUUUUAUUCAAAAAAGAGGCCACUUUAGGGAUCAGCGACUGUUUUUCGAUUUUUUUAUGAGCCAUGACUCGACUAAAAUUGAAACUUCUGAAAAAAAGAAUUUUUCUAUGUGUAAGGACGCUCUAAACUACGUCUAUGCCAAGAUAUUCCUUGUUUUAUGCAGAAAGAGGCCACUUUAGGGUUCAGCGACUGGAUACAACUUUCGUGAGCCAUGACUUGAGCAAAAUGAAAACUUCUGAUAAAAAAUAUUUUUUUUUGGGUUAGGAUGCUCUGAACUACAUCUGAGCCAAGAUAAUCCUUUUUUUUAUUCAAGAAGAGGCCACUUCAGGGACCAGCGAAUAAUUUUCUAUUUUUUUCAGUUUUUAGAUAGUUUUUUAUUGGAGUCAGGAGUUUUUUUUUUAAAAAAGCUCAUUUUCACUUGAUUAUCAAAAAUCUUAAAAAAAUUAAUUUCCCAUUCCUUGAUUAUUUUUUUGUUAUAUUCAGUAAGUUGUCACUUUAGGGACACUGGUUGCGAUUUUUGUGAGCCAUGACUCGACUGGAAUGCAAAAUUUUGAAGAAAAAAUUUUUUAUGUGGGUCAGGAUGCUCUAAACCACAUUCAAAACAAGUCUUAUUUGUUCUUUGUCUUUGUCUUUGUCUUUGUUUCAUCCAAAAAGUUGUCACUUUAGGGUUCAGCGACUGUUUUCGAUUUUUGUUAGCCAUUUCACGACAAAAAGGCAAAAUUCUGAGAAAAAUAUUUGUUUAUUUGGGUCAGAAGGCUCCAAACUACAUCUCAGACAAGUUAAUUCUUGUUUUAUUCAAGAAGAGGCCACUUCAGGGACCAGCGAAUAAUUUUCUAUUUUUUUUCAGUUUUUAGAUAGUUUUUUAUUGGAGUUGGGGGGGUUGAAGAAAGGCACAUUUUCAGUUGAUUAUCAAAAUCUUAAAAACUAAAUCAACAUUCUUAGACUUUUCUUCUUUUAUUCAAAAAGAAGCCACUUUAGGGAUCAGCGACUGUUUUCACUUUUCGUGAACGCCGGGGCGAACAUCCACGGCAAACACUGGGAAGAGCAAACCCCUCUGACGGCCCUGACUUUCGACCGUUUCAGCGUCAACUCGGAGAAUUACUACUUUGAUGGAGAGUCGCCCUAUGAGUUGAGAACUUGGUCGUUUCAAUUUUUUGAUCUCGUUGUUCUAGUUGGUGCGACCCGGUCCGCGAGCUGAUCCACGCCGGAUCACGGCUUUUCAUUCGCGAUUCAGAUGACUGCCGGGUUUUCGAUUCGUUGCAAAACGCCCAGAAAAAGCACAAGUACAAGGACCCCAUCGUUUUGGGUCAGUUUCCCAUUGACAUACGCCUGAGUGGUCCCUACAGGGAAUAAAAUAAUGUGCCCUGAAGGUUGAAUCUCCAGCAAUCCGAUAUUUCUGACGUCAUUUUAGAGAGUCAUGACGUCAUUUUUGAGAGUGAUGGCGUCGUUUCAGAGAGUUAUGACGUCAUUUACAUUCUAGAUUUUUGACGUCAUUCACAUUCCAAAUUUCUGACGUCAUUUUAAAUAGCUAUGACGUCAUUUACUUUCUACAUUUCUGACGUCCUUUUAGAGAGUUAUGACGUCAAUUUAGAGAGUUAUGACGACAUUUUGGAGAGUUAUGACGUCAUUUUGGAGAGUUAUGACGUCAUUUUAAAGAGUUAUGACGUCAUUUUAAAGAGUUAUGACGUCAUUUUAGAGAGCCAUGACGUCAUUUUUGAGAGUGAUGACGUCGUUUCAGAGAGUUAUGACGUCAUUUACAUUCUAGAUUUUUGACGUCAUUUUUGAAAGUUAUGACGUCAUUUUAGAGGGUUAUGACGUCAUUUACAUUCUACAAUUAUGACGUCCUUUUAGAGAGUUAUGACGUCAAUUUAGAGAGUUAUGACGUCAUUUUAAAGAGUUAUGACGUCAUUUACAUUCUACAUCUUUGACGCCAUUUUUGAGAUUUCUGACGUCAUUUACAUUCCAAAUUUCUAACGUCAUUUCUGAGUUUCAUGACGUCAUUCCAAAGUAGUUUUUCAACUAUAAUUCAUAAAUGAAUCCUUCCAGAGGUUGAGAAAAAAGCUUUGGAAAAUUGAAAACUAGAAAACUUCAAUCUGAUGACGUCACAUAAUGGCUUUAUUUUCUGCUCAAGAACCAUAGUUUUUAGCAAAAAAACCGAAUUUUCAAAAAUGAUUUCAGGCAAGUUCAUCUCCCUGAAAGACAUGGCCGCAGAAAUCGUCGAAGCCAAUUAUUCGGCCAAAUAUUUGGAAUAUAUUUUGCCGAGAAAUUUGAGGGUUUUCCUCGAUUUGAAGGAUGGUAGCUACAAAUGUUCGUGUUGUGAUUUCUAG
Caenorhabditis auriculariae is the source of this 14396-nucleotide messenger RNA. The record is from the annotation of a GenBank genome assembly. Lineage: Eukaryota; Metazoa; Nematoda; Chromadorea; Rhabditida; Rhabditidae.